AUGGAGCAGAUGGAGAUGGACAUUCCUCCGCCACGGCGGUUAAAGGGCAACUCUCUCGGCUACUUCUUUGCCCAUUUCUUGUUAUCCAGAAGUGAAUCCAAGUCGUUACCUUUCAUUUACCAUCAGUUCAAUGAUAAGUGGAAAGCGAAUCGAUCGAUUAACAGCAGGGAUGUGUGCACUUUAAUGGUGAGGAUUUCGAAUGUUAUUAUAGUUUAAAUUAUUGGAAUUUUUGUUAAUUUUAAUCGUGUAUAUAUUGAAUUUGGUUGAGAAUUAAAAAUCGUAGGUGAAAGUGAGGUUUGGCGGGAUUUCUAAUGAAAAAUAUUACACAUGAUCUCUUGAUGUUAUUGUCUGAAAACUUGUUAGCAUGAGGUUGAUAGACGUGGUUGUAAGUUGAUUUUAGAUAGUUAUAAGUGAAAACAUAUAUUCUUUGAUUUAAAGUUGCAAAAGUUAGCACAAAGCACGUUUAAAAAGGCAUUUUGUAUUUUUUAUAUUACCCAAGAUCUUUUUAUGUUAUUGUCUGAAACUUGUUAGCAUGAGGUUGGUAGACGUGGUUGGAAGGUGAUUUUUGAUACUUAUAUGUACUUACAAAUAUCUAUUCUUUGAUUUAAAAUUACAAAACUUAGCAUAGAACACGUUUAUUAAGGCAUUUUGCUGUUUUUAUAUAACACUUGACCUCUUGAUGUUAUUUUUGUAAAAAGAGUUGUUAUGAGACUUUAAAAGGCGAUGUUUUUCCAGAAAAUUAAAGCAAGUGUUGUUAUAAAUAUAACGGAUAUUCAUUUAAAAUUUUAAGUGUAGAAGAUAUAAUUGUGUGUCAUUUGAAUGAAGUUAGAUUUCAGGUAGUAAACUACGGAUGGCGCGAAGUUUUGAGGAAGUUUAUGCAGUCAUUGCGACGAGAAGACCAUAUGGAAUGUAAGUUUUUGCAACUUAUAAGAAUAUACGUUAAUAUAGUUAAUAUAAAUUUUAAUAUUUUUAAUAUUAGGGUACAAUUUAACAUUCUUGUGGUCGAUUUAUAAAAUUAGGUAUAUUGGAUUGUAAAAUACGGUACGGUUACCUUGGUAGUGGUAAUAAUUUUUAAAAUUCCAGUUCACAAUAGUAACCUAAAAACCAACGCCUUGUGGUACUGCGGAUAUAUUGUUGGUCGAGUAUCAUGGGAACCAACUCAUCCUGCCAAUUGUUAUUUGAUCAUUCUCAAGUGGGGCAAUGUGGACUUUCUGGUGCCUUCGAAAGAAGUCGUGUCGUAUAUGAAUCUGGGACUGUUGCCAUUGAAGCCAUCAAUAAUAUUCGAUGGAGCUAAGAAGCCUCAUCCACCUUUUGAUGGACUUGAUUGUAAGUUCUUGAAAUUUAUAAUGGAGUCAGAAAAGUCUUGUCGUUAUUUUACAUGUAGUUGUACUUGA
This is a messenger RNA of Bursaphelenchus okinawaensis, 1394 nucleotides long. Lineage: Eukaryota; Metazoa; Nematoda; Chromadorea; Rhabditida; Aphelenchoididae. The record is from the annotation of a GenBank genome assembly.